This is a messenger RNA of Sesamum indicum (sesame), 1790 nucleotides long. RefSeq names its product protein CYTOSOLIC ABA RECEPTOR KINASE 5. NCBI's taxonomy places the organism in Eukaryota, Viridiplantae, Streptophyta, Magnoliopsida, Lamiales, Pedaliaceae. The record is from RefSeq and is a predicted model, not a curated record. Gene Ontology annotation, biological process: protein phosphorylation. Gene Ontology annotation, molecular function: ATP binding; protein tyrosine kinase activity.
CGAGUAGUAGUACUACUUUUCUUCAAUCCACUCCACCGCCCUCCUUUCAGGCUGUAGAGAAUAUCUGUCUCUUCUCUUUCUCUCUCUCACUUUCCUCUUCGUUCGUUGGUUUAUUUGCGUUGCCUGGCUGUCCGCUCAUCUGUCUUCUCACCCCACAUUUUCUCCGAUCCCCUUUAUUAUUACUUUAAAAGAUAAACCCCCGUUGCCCCAUAUAUAUAUUAUACAAGAUUGGAUACUUAUUUAAUUCUGUAAACACAGAGUCGCAAACACGCAGAAUUAAAGGUGAGGAGAAAAGGGCAGGCGAGAAAAAAAAAAUUAAAGAGGCCCAUGAAUUUCGGCUCAGGCCCCUCCUCCCGGAUACUUUGUACGCUUGGAGAACAAGAGUGCUGACGACAAUCUUUAUUUGAGAAAGAGAACAAGGAUGCGUAGGUGGCUGUGUUGCACCUGUCAAGUAGAGGAGUCAUAUCAACCCCAUGAACAUGAGCACCUCAAGAGCCCAAGAAAUCGUACUGAUGGGCAUCCAGGAGGCAAGCCACCCGCCCCAGUGAAGCCCGAAGUUCAGAAGACGGUACCCCCGAUCGAGGUCCCUGCUCUGUCCCUUGAGGAACUGAAAGAGAAAACUGAUAAUUUUGGAUCAAAGGCAUUAAUUGGUGAAGGAUCUUAUGGGAGGGUAUACUUUGCACAAUUGAACAGUGGGAAUGAGGUUGCUGUUAAAAAGCUUGAUGUGUCAUCUGAGCCUGAUUCCAAUGUUGAGUUCUUGACUCAGGUUUCCAUGGUGUCAAGAUUGAAGCAUGAAAAUCUGGUUGAAUUGCUUGGUUACUGUGUGGAUGGCAAUCUCCGUGUCUUAGCUUAUGAAUUUGCAACCAUGGGAUCUCUACAUGACAUUUUGCAUGGAAGGAAAGGAGUCCAAGGGGCACAGCCUGGUCCUGUACUUGACUGGAUGCAAAGAGUGAGAAUUGCUGUUGAUGCUGCAAAGGGACUCGAAUAUUUGCAUGAGAAGGUUCAGCCUUCCAUCAUCCACAGAGAUAUCAGAUCCAGCAAUGUACUUCUCUUUGAAGACUACAAAGCCAAGAUUGCGGAUUUCAACCUUUCAAAUCAGGCUCCUGACAUGGCUGCUCGCCUGCAUUCUACUCGAGUUCUGGGAACCUUUGGUUAUCAUGCGCCAGAAUAUGCAAUGACAGGACAAUUGACACAGAAGAGUGAUGUUUAUAGCUUUGGCGUUGUUCUUCUUGAGCUUCUUACUGGAAGGAAGCCUGUUGAUCAUACCAUGCCUCGUGGACAGCAGAGUCUUGUCACUUGGGCCACUCCAAGAUUGAGUGAGGACAAAGUCAAACAAUGUGUUGAUCCAAAGCUUAAGGGAGAGUAUCCGCCAAAAGGGGUUGCCAAGCUGGCAGCUGUUGCAGCAUUGUGCGUGCAGUAUGAAGCUGAGUUCCGCCCAAAUAUGAGUAUUGUCGUGAAGGCUCUGCAGCCUCUCUUGAAGUCGACUGUCCCAGCUCCGGAGACUUAGUCCCCAAUAAUAUCAUUUGCUGGUCGUGUUUGUUUUUCUGAGUUUGCACAGUUCGGGUCUUGGUAUAAAUUGCAUUGAUCACCUGCAUGACUAAGCAGUUUCUAUUUCCAUUCUCUGAAUUUCAGACAUGGUUGGAUUGCUGUCGUGAUUCCUUUUCUCUUGUUUGUAGUUAUGCCUUACAAAAUCAUGACUGGGCUUUGGAUGGAUUAUUUUGCUUAGGCAAAAGAAUUGUGCUUUCAGUUCUUGAACAUAAAAGAGAGAUUGAUUCUUUGUUUCUUUUUCA